GUGAGACAGUUAUAAGAAGGAGGAAGACGGAGAAAGACGGACAAGAAUGAUGAAUGAAUUCAAAUGGAUUAAACUGUUGUCACUGAUGAUACUGAUGCUUCAGUUUACAGCAACAACUGGACAACGUUCAUAUGUCACUGUCAGAGUUGGACAUGACGUCACUUUGUCUUGUGGAAAUGUGAGAGAUGGACAGAAGAACUGUGACAGUACUACCUGGUUGUUCAAUGGUUUAAGAGACAGAACAACAGUAGAGCUGGUUAAACAUGGACAGAUCAGAUCUAAACCAGACAGACUGAGAGUUACAACAAACUGUUCUCUGGUUAUAAAGAAGGUCACAGAUGAUGAUGUUGGUCUUUACACCUGCAGACAGUUCAUAUCAGGACGACAACAAGGAGCAGACUUUCAGGUUUAUCUGUCUGUUAUUACCAUGACUGAACGUGAGGACAAUGAUAAAGUCGUCUUGUUCUGCUCUGUGUUGGAUUAUGAUCCAUGUAGUCACACAGUGGAGUGGCUGUAUGAGGGUAAAGAGGAAAUAUCAGACAUGGAGAUAUCACCACCUUCCUGCUCUGACCCUGUGACAUUUACAUCAUCUCACCUUAACCAGAGGAUUUAUGAGUUAUUGAAGUGUAAAGUGACAAAUGUUUACACUAAGAAAGUUCAGCUGUUUACCUUCAGCCCUCAGUCCUCAGGCAAUGAUCCAACAACAACAACAACAACUACUACUACUAGAAAAUCAACCACAACAACAAUAAAACCAACAACUCCAAUUACAGAGAUGACAGCAACAUCUAAACUAACCUCAUCAGAACAGACAAUCAACAACAAUCCAUCAGAUCAACAAGGUUGGUCAUGGUGGUGGUACAUUUUCAUUCCUGUGGGUUUAGCAGCAGUCUUAAUUGUUGUGGUGAUCAUCAGAUGGAAGAAAACUAAAGGUGAAACGAAAGUUUUGAUGAAGCUGUGCUGGAGUUUGGCUAUUGAUGCUCCAGUUGACUCUGAUUUGUCUUUUUUAUGUUUUCAGGAAACAAGACACAAGUUGAAGAAAACACUGCUCAACCUGAGGAUGGUGUUUGCUACGCCUCCAUCAGCUACACCAAGAAGACCAAGAGUAAAGCUAAAGCCCAGGACCGUGAUGAUGAUGAUGAAGGUGGCUCUGUGGUCUACAGCACUGUGAAAGCUUCCUCCUCUUCUGCUGAUCCCAGAGACUUCUAUUCUACCAUCAACGAACUAAACAAAUAAGAGGUUAAAUCUGUUAAAUGGAACAUGAAAGCACCAAGAGGAAUCUCAUGUCCUCUCUCAUCUUAUAUUAUGUGUAAUAUAUCAUAUAUCCUGUAUUGUAUCAUAUUUUAUGUUGUCUUGUCUCAUGGUAUCAUCUCAUAUCAUACUGGAUCACAUUUUAUCAUAUGUUAUGUUGCAUAUAAUAUAUCUUAUCUUAUCUUAUCUUAUCUUAUCUUAUCUUAUCUUAUCUUAUCUUAAUACAUACAGACAAACCAUCAUCAGAUCACCUUAGGGUUAGGGUUAUACAGUAUCAUGUCUAUGAGACAUGGAUUCAUUGAGAGAGUAGAGACUCCCUCUAGUGGUGGAGAGUGUUCAUAGGGAGGUCAGACAGACUCUAUACUGUCCUCUUUAGACUUUGUCCUCACAUGGACAAAUUAUUUUAGCAUCUAUUUAAUAAAAUAGAUGCAAAUGUAUUUCCUUCUGUGGUUCAACACAUUUUAUGUAAAAUUAUUUUCCAGUGUUUCGUGUUUUCAGACCUGUCACAU
Messenger RNA from Mugil cephalus (flathead mullet), 1760 nucleotides. RefSeq lists its product as uncharacterized. Gene Ontology annotation, biological process: interleukin-15-mediated signaling pathway; positive regulation of ERK1 and ERK2 cascade; T cell activation. Lineage: Eukaryota; Metazoa; Chordata; Actinopteri; Mugiliformes; Mugilidae. Gene Ontology annotation, cellular component: external side of plasma membrane; membrane raft. Gene Ontology annotation, molecular function: MHC class II protein binding; protein tyrosine kinase binding. The record is from RefSeq and is a predicted model, not a curated record. The coding region runs from base 47 to 1171 and encodes 374 amino acids. The transcript is spliced from 7 exons.